CUUCUAUCUACCCAUCAAAAGAAGGAAAAAAAAAACUCUCGGCUUCCAGGCCCACUCGAUUCAGGUCCCUGAGCUCCCCAGCAUUCCAUCUUCCACAUCGAUGCGACGCUGAAGGGUCACCGAUUAAUCGCAAAAGCGGCAGCAGGGGGAUGACGCAUUGAUUCGCUUGCCGCAUUUCUUCCUCUUUCGGUGUAGGCAAGCCGAUAGGUAAAUAUAUCGAAAAAUGGUGGUGGAGGAAGCCAGAGGCAGGGCUGAAUCUGCGGACAUUGAAGAAAUUGCAAAUGGUAUGGCAACAGACCUAAGUUAUCUUCAAUUAUCUUAUCAGGACAUUGAGGACAAUGACAAUUCAUGCCAGAUUUACCGAGUCCAUCAGCUUGUUCGCCAAGUUGAUAGUUUUGCCUUUGAACCAUUUGUUUUGUCCAUUGGCCCAUAUCACCAUGGAUCUGCCACCUUACAAUUUAUGCAGAGGAACAAAUGGUAUUGCUUGGAUUAUAUUCUUAAAAUGAACUGUACCAAGACGUUGCACGACUAUCUACUUGCUAUUGGUGAUAUAGAGAAUCAAGCAAGAGCAUGUUACUCUAGUGGAAUUGAAUUGGAUAGCAAAAGCUUCAGGCGGAUGCUCUUGCUUGAUGGAUGCUUUAUAUUGGUUUAUCUUAAUGGUAUGAGUGGAGUUAAACGGAUAACUAAGGUGGUGCCUGCAAGUAGUCUGAAACCAGAUGACAGAACUGUAACAGGACUUACACGGCAAGAAGAAAAUAGAUCCUUAGAUAACACUGCACCGAGGAGGGUAGAUACAACACACAAGAUCUUAGGAUCAGUUGACGUCAGCCAAGGUAGUGGAAAAUCUACUCAGUUGCAAGAAGAAUCCUUUGUGCAGUGGUAUGAUACUUUUUUAGUGGUAGAUUUAUUCCUCUUUGAAAAUCAAAUUCCCUUUUUCGUUGUUAAGAAGAUAUUUGAAGUCCUUGUGGGUUCAGGCAUGGAUAGUGUACUUUCAGAAAACGUUGCUAAUUACAUAGAGGAAAAUCUGCGUUAUUUUACAAAGGCAUUUGGUCAAUACAACAAGCCCAAAGAGUUUUGCCAUCUUCUCCAAUUGUGUCACAUGCAUUUUAAACCGAGCACGCCACUAGAGGAAGGGCAUCAUGCAAGACCUCAGUUUGGUGGAUAUUUUGUCAAUAUGGUUUGCAGGUUGUUCAGCAUUGAUCGUAGGGAUGAACAAGAUGAGCAUAACCCAUGGCAUAAUCAGCAAUCCAACUCAUUGCAAGCAGGCCAGCUCAUUCGUUGGCGUCGGGCAACACAAUACCAUGAAGCAGGAAUUGUUUUCAAGAGAAAGGAGUUCGAUGAGCAGAAUGCUCACUCAAUGUUGGACAUUACGUUUAACGAUGGUGUACUUGAAAUUCCGUGCUUACCUAUGGAUGAUAGAACUGGUGCUCUUUUCAGGAAUAUGAUUGCAUUUGAGCAGAGUUGCCCUCAAUAUGGGAAUUGUAUUACUGCUUAUGUCAUUUUCAUGUCUCAGCUAAGCAGCAGGCCUGACGAUGUUACUCUUCUUUCACGACGUGGAAUCAUAGUGCACCAUCUUCAUAGUGAUAAGGUGGUCUCAGCACAGUUUACUAGGUUAACUAAAGGUGUGGUGUUCGAUUUCACAGGCGAUUUCUACCUAAAACCAAUAUGUUGCAGGAUGGAAAUGUAUUGCCAGAGUCGCCUUCACAGGUGGAUAGCAUGGUUGAGGCAUAACCACCUGAGAAAUCCAUGGUUGAGCUUAACACUGCUUGCUGGAUUACUUGUUCUAUUUUGCACGAUUGCACAGACAGUGCUAACUGUGCUUUCUUUUAGGCGACAACUAUAAUGCUACUAUAGUGCCAACAGAUAGUGGACAGGAGAGUAGA
This is a messenger RNA of Panicum virgatum (switchgrass), 1883 nucleotides long. Its product is annotated as UPF0481 protein At3g47200-like. The record is from RefSeq and is a predicted model, not a curated record. The transcript has 2 exons. The coding region runs from base 224 to 1843 and encodes 539 amino acids. NCBI's taxonomy places the organism in Eukaryota, Viridiplantae, Streptophyta, Magnoliopsida, Poales, Poaceae.